CAUGCAAAUCUUGAGCGACAUUUUUAAAACAAUACAACGAUUCCAGUUCAUGCGAGAAUAUUUCCAAUUUCGCUUAUGCAAACUCCACCAAAAGAAGCGUUCCAAUCUAACACAGAUGGAACAGGCUGAGAAUCAACGUGCCUAUUUGAAGCUCGACAAAAAAGAAUGAACGCGAACGUUAAUGAAUCGCUUUUAAUAAACAUGAAACCGACAUCAACUAGUACCACAUAGGUACUUGCCACUUUUACUUACGAAGUGAAUGGUCGGCUAGGUUUCAAUCUAUUUCUAAUGGGAACAAAACAGCUGGCUGAUGGAAGAAGUUUUUCAGUUGUGCCGUAUUUGAAACUUUCGUAUCCACACGAUGGAGUGGAAAAGGGUUCAGUACGAACACAUUCAAGUAGCCGCGUGAUUUUCCUUGAUGAGAAUGGGGAUAAAAUUACAGAAGGGGACAAAGAAGUACCUUCUUUGAAGGAACAAGGCCAGAGGACCUCAAAGGAAGCAAAGGCAAGAAGAGGUAGUGCUUUGUUGGUUAAAAGACGAAGUGUAUCGCUGGACGCAGCGAAUUUCAUGGCAUAUUAUGUGAACAGGAGAAACAGCAGCCUACGUCGAGACCACUUCUUACGAUCGUUUGGUAAAACAACUCUCAGGUAUCCAAACUUAAACGACGAAGAUAUCGAGGGAGAUGUUUUUAAUGGGAAAGCUGCUCCACCGUACAUAGAAGAUAGAGAAACGCCUUUAAACGAGUCCGUAAAGUCUUUCCUAAGAAGAACUGCAUCUGCCAGCCCUGUCUUAGUUCGUCCAGCUUCAAGCAAGAAACCCUGCUCUUCUACCCCGGUAAAAAAUUUGCUCGAACUCAGAGGUUCUACAUAUAACGGGGAACCCUCUUGCAGUGAUUUAACGGCAAAGAUACGAAAGCAAUCGGCAAAGAGACGAAUUAAGCGCAUUAUGGAAGCAGAGAAAGAAAAAGCAGAGAGAGAAAAAGCGGAGGAAGAACUGAGAUUGAAAGAGCAAGAGAAAAAGAAGAAAAAGAAGACUUUUCGAGGCGCAGCUCUUGCACUCAUGGUAACGAACGUUUCCGCUGCAGGAUUCAACUUUAAAUCUUUCUCAGAAAAGAAAAAAUGGCUCGCUGAGAAGAGGUUGUGGACCAGACAAAUAGCGAGUACUAAAUUCCGUUGGGCCGUUCGCGUGGUUGUGGUUCUCGGCCGUGUAUUAAAGGCAUUAGUAUCCUACUCCACCGUUAUGGUACCAGAGACUGCGGCUCAGAGGUCCUUUCGUACCCUGCGUGAUAAUUCAGAAGUCAAGGAAAUGUUAUUUAACAAAUCAUUGUAUCAAAGGGGAAAAUCGCAAUAUGCUUAUGUACCUGAGUGGGCCAAGCGGAUAUUGACGAAAUCUGCCAUGGAAAGAUCUGAGAAUGAACUGAGUCAACUCCACUCCAUGCUCAAGGGCCUCACAUCUUAUGACAAGUUCACCUACCGCAUCCAACUCGCCAUGUGCAGGGCUAUGACAUACCUUAAAGUGGAGCACCCCCGGGUAGUGUUGCGCAAAGGACAUGUUGGUGUCUGUUUUUACUUCAUCUUUUCCGGUUCCGUGUUUGUCAACGUCGAGGAGCUGCUCACGAAGACUGGUCACGUGAUGUGGCAUACAGCAAUUACGUUGCAUCGAGGAGACAGCUUUGGGGAACUUGCUCUUCUAAGAAACAUCAAAAGAACUGCAUCAGUGGUGGUGAGAGAAGACACGGAACUCCUGAUGGUAGAAAAAAAUGUGUUCUCUAAAACAUGCCCCAGAAUCUACGACAAAGAACUCUUUGACAAGAUUAAAUUUUGCAAAGGUUUAUCUUUUUUCAGACAUUGGGCAGAGGAGGCACUAAGAAACGUUUGUUUUGAGGCACAAAUCCAGGAGUGGAAAUCGAAUAAGAUAAUCGUGAAAGACAGCAGUAAAGAGUUGGAAUGGAUUUACCUCUGUAUGCAGGGCAAAUGUUCAGUAAUUAAAGCACUUGAUCUGCGCGUUCCACCCAAGCCAACCCGUCUGAAGAGAGUAACGAACGAUGACAUUUAUUUUCCUUCCGGCGUACUGAGAAGAAAGCGUAGAACCCAGUCUGAUCCGUCCAAAAUUUGGAGAAAAGAACUGAAAGAGAGUUUGAAAACACCAUUUAGCUUUAAUGAAAAUGAAAUGGUGGAUGAAAAUCAGGAGGAUAAUGAAAGAACUUCCAUGUCAGAAUCUGAGUGGUCUGAUUCAGAAGGUGAGAUUGCAGGAGCUGAAAGGAUUUUGGAGGUGAUGGCCGUGCCAUAUAAGGAUGCGCCUCACGCUAAGGGAGACACCGAUUAUAUCGUCAAUGAAGAAGAUGAGGAUGAUAAAGCGGAAGUGGAAGCUGAAGUCCAACAACCUGUAGUCCAAACUGCCCCAUCUGAGCUAGAAAGACGAGAUAAGAGGGCAUCGGAGAGUUUUUCUGAGCUGAUAGAAACUGAAUCAAAAGCAGGAAAACUGAAUAAAGACGUGGUUUACUUAAAUAUAGCAUCGUUAAAGAACGGCGACAUCUUCGAUGUCUCUGAGGUUCUCAGGCCGACGGGGCGAAGGCUGAUGCUCGUCAGCAAAGGGGCGGUCAUGUUAAGAAUUAGAAGGGAUGACUUUUUCCGCUACUCUUCCAAGACGACGUUAAGGGUGGCCAGAAAAAUGGUGCAAGAGCUAGAUUAUCCUUCUGAGGACAUUAUCUAUCGCUCUUACAACGAACGUUGUGCGUGGGAACAGGUAAAAAACACACAACUUCAUUCUACUAUGAACAGCAUACAGGAGAAAUGUAUACGACACAUUAAGUCGUUCAAACAAGGCACACCUGGGGCAAAGAAACCGUUGACACCAGCUCGGUUUUCUCGCGGUCAAUCGAACGAGGAAGAGUUCGAUCAGUAUCUGUCAUUUGUAUAUGACAGCCACAAGGUUCCCGGAGAUGUCUUCGAAUCAGCUUCAUCUCCAUUUAGGAAGUCGACAAACGAGCAUUUGACUAGUAGUACAUUCAGAGAACGUACAUCUGGUGUGAAUGCAGGACAACCGAACAUAUCAAGAAAAGUUACUUUCAGCCCUUAGUAAUGUAAAUUAUUCCGAAAGUCGAUAUGUUAAUGCCUUUCACGCUGAUUACGCAUACUUGAAAACUUACAGCAGCCACUGAAGGCCCAAACCGCAAGGGGGUUGAGGUACGUCCCCCAAGAAAUCUUCACUUUGAUUAAGGAACUCCGUGUAGCAAUUUCUUAGGUUUUUUAUUGAAGAUUUUUUGAAUUGAAAUCAAUGAAUAUUGAACAUUUAGUGACUAUUGAUAUUAAGAUAUCAAACCUUAUUAUAUCUCUCGGUAAGUCCGAGUGAUCAAUUUAGCUGGCCGUAUUUCACUGUACAUCCCGCUCAAAACAAAAGUUUGUUUGAAUUGAAAUCUUCCAACUCUAUUUUAAUCCAGAGAUACAAUAGAUAUGUUAUUAACCUCACGGUCCGUACUAAAAGUUAUGUAAUCUCGUGUUUUCCGCUUGGACUUACGACCCGCGCGCCGUGCACAGCUUUAAGACCCACAUGUCUGCAAGCCCCACACAAAGCCAUGCUCACUCUGUACUCUCUGCUCGGCUCGCUACUGACCUCUUUUAAACUUUUGGGUGUAUUUAUGAGCAAACACCAGAACUAAGCCAACAAAAAACAUUCAAAUCCUCUGACUAUUUAUUAAAUAUACUUUUACCCUUU
Molecule: messenger RNA, 3714 nt
Organism: Pocillopora damicornis (cauliflower coral)
Lineage: Eukaryota; Metazoa; Cnidaria; Anthozoa; Scleractinia; Pocilloporidae
Biological process (GO): spermatogenesis
Molecular function (GO): cAMP binding
Source: RefSeq, a predicted model, not a curated record